AAAAAAGAAAGGGGAAAACCAGAGACACUCAGGGACAGAGACGCGGAGGCCUAAGGGAUAACCAGUGAGAAGAGACCCAGAGAAAGAACAGAGACAAAGGAAGGCAAAACAUAAAGACCUCUUGAGAAACAAGGAUCAAAAUAAAGUCGGAGAUCCAGAAAGACAGAGAUCCCCAGACACAGAGAUCCUCAGAGGGACAGGCCUCAGAGAUAACCUGUAAGGAGAUACUCAAGAGAUACAUCCCCUACAGAGACUCAAAGCGAUGACACAAGCAGACACAGAGACUAUGAAGACAGAAAGAGGGAGAGGGAAAUAUGUGACUCCAAGAGAGAAAGAGAGAGAAGACACACCCAGAGACUCGGGAGACUCAGAGCACAGCUCCCCAGUGAGAGGCAGACAGGGUGUAGAGAAAGGCCCGGGACGCCGAGCCGCGGACAGCGCAGUGCAGUGGGGCUGGGGGAAGGCGGGCGCCCCGGCAGAGGGCGCCGGGCCGCCCUCCGCCCCGCAGGGGUCACGGCGACCCCUCCCCCGCGCCCUGGCGGGAUGGCCGGGCUAUUUUUACGCGCGGACACCGGACACCGGGCUGGGGAGGCGGCGGCGGCGGCGCCCGAGGAAGGGCCGCGCCGGGCCGGGCAUCGGGGCCACACGUCCGUCCGCGGGUCGCCGGGGCUACGCACGCCAUGGAGCCGCGGUGCCCGCCGCCGUGCGGCUGCUGCGAGCGGGUGGUGCUCAACGUGGCCGGGCUGCGCUUCGAGACGCGGGCGCGCACUCUGGGCCGCUUCCCGGACACGCUGCUCGGGGACCCGGUGCGCCGCAGCCGCUUCUACGACGGUGCGCGCCGCGAGUACUUCUUCGACCGGCAUCGGCCCAGCUUCGACGCCGUACUCUACUACUACCAGUCGGGUGGGCGGCUGAGGAGGCCGGCGCACGUGCCGCUCGACGUCUUCCUGGAGGAGGUGGCCUUCUACGGGCUGGGCGCGGCGGCGCUGGCGCGCCUGCGCGAGGACGAGGGCUGCCCGGUGCCGCCCGAGCGCCCCCUGCCCCGCCGUGCCUUCGCGCGCCAGCUCUGGCUGCUCUUCGAGUUCCCCGAGAGCUCACAGGCCGCGCGCGUCCUCGCCGUCGUGUCCGUGCUCGUCAUCCUCGUCUCCAUCGUAGUCUUCUGCCUCGAGACACUACCCGAUUUCCGCGACGACCGCGACAACCCGGGACUCGCUUCGGUGGCCGCAGCUGGUCCGUUCCCCGCUCGACUGAAUGGCUCCAGCCCCGUGCCUGGAACUGCAUCCCGCUUACCCUUCAACGACCCAUUCUUUGUGGUGGAGACACUGUGCAUCUGUUGGUUCUCCUUUGAGCUGCUGGUACGCUUGGUGGCCUGUCCGAGCAAGGCAGUCUUCUUCAAGAACGUGAUGAACCUCAUCGAUUUUGUGGCCAUCCUGCCCUACUUUGUGGCACUGGGCACUGAGCUGGCCCGACAGCGGGGUGUGGGUCAACCAGCCAUGUCACUGGCCAUCCUGCGGGUCAUCCGAUUGGUGCGUGUCUUCCGCAUCUUCAAGCUGUCCCGGCACUCGAAGGGCCUUCAGAUCUUGGGCCAGACACUUCGGGCCUCCAUGCGUGAGCUGGGCCUCCUCAUCUUCUUCCUCUUCAUUGGGGUGGUUCUCUUUUCCAGUGCAGUCUACUUUGCUGAAGUUGACCGAGUAGACUCCCAUUUCACCAGCAUCCCCGAGUCUUUCUGGUGGGCAGUGGUCACCAUGACCACGGUUGGCUAUGGCGACAUGGCACCUGUCACUGUGGGUGGCAAGAUAGUGGGCUCUCUGUGUGCCAUUGCUGGUGUGCUGACCAUUUCCUUGCCUGUACCAGUCAUUGUCUCCAACUUCAGCUACUUUUACCACCGGGAGACAGAGGGUGAAGAGGCCGGGAUGUACAGCCAUGUGGACACACAGCCCUGCGGCACGCUUGAGGGCAAGGCCAACGGGGGCUUGAUGGAUGGAGAAGUGCCUGAGCUGCCACCUCCACUCUGGGCGCCCCCUGGGAAACACCUGGUCACUGAAGUGUAAGGGAUAGUUGAGGUCUGCAGGACCUCACACCUCCUCCAAGGGAGGCAGGGAAGGUCGAGGGAAAAUAGCGGGAGGGGAUUGGGUUUAGGAAGAACUAGGUUAAGAGGUAACAAGUGGGGAACACUGAGUCUUGUUGGGUCUUGAGUUGUGUGAUUUGGUAGCUCCUGUGGGUACUCUGGUAGCAAAGAAUGGCAAGUGUGGGUGUUGAGCUGAGGGGGAGUGCCAUUGGUUCAUAUUGCAUUGAGUAGUGCACAGUUCCUGGGGCCUUUCGGGGCAGUGUUGAGAUAGGUUUGGUCCUGUCAUGCAGUGAGUUUCCUAGGUCCAUGUUGGGUUGGGUGGGAUUGGGUGCUAUGAGUAAGUCUUGUCCAACUGCAUUAUGCAGAUUCAUGUGCUCCCUGGGGUCAUGUUGGGUCAAGUCAGGUAGUCCCCUGUGGCACUGUUGAGGUCAAUUGUGUGGUCAUGCAUGGUGUUGUUGAAUUGUGUUGAGACAUGUUGAGAAUUGUGUGGUGUUGUAUUUCUUCUAGGACCAUGUUUUUUUAGGUUCUGUGAACUUGUGAGUCAUGUGAAAAUACGGAGUCAAGUAAUAGAAUAUGAGCUUUCUAGGUCAUGGUGUGUUAAGUUGGGCUGGAACCUAGGACUGAAUGCAUCUUUCAAGGGUUUUGUUAAGUUGUUGUAAAGCUAUGUGGCUGGAAGAUUCUGGUCCUGAGUUGAGCUGCACAGAGAUGUAUAACCAAGUGCAUCAAUAAGGCUGGUUCAAUUGGGUCUUAGGACUGUUGGAAUCUCACAGGGCCAUGCUGAGUUUUGUCAUUGUUGAGUCCUAUUGGAUUGGGGCAGACUAUAUGUAUAGAAUCCAUAGGGCAAUGUUAGGUUGUUUUGCAUUUAGUGGGAGCACCAGGACCUAAGGAUAACAGCACUUGGCAAGAGUCAUGUAUCCAGGAGGAAGCAUGGUGUUGUGGGUCCGGACAAUGGACUGAAACACUUGCCCAGUGUUACUCCCUGGAGGCAGGGACUGGAUCCUGCAUCCCUGGAUUCAGGCAUUCCUCCAAAGAGCCUCCAGGUAAAUUAGGAAAAUGGAAAUGCUCCUUCCGCUUACCCCAUAUCUAGUUCAUCUUGCUAUUCAAGCCCUAGCUCUGUCUGUCCUCUCUUGUGGUUUAGCAUGGAGACAUGGAAGUCAUAGCCAUGAGGGAAGAGAGAGACAGGGAGAAAGUUGUUUGCACUCUGUUCAGGCGUGAUGGCGGAACAAAAAGAAGGGGAAGACAGACACCCACAGUGAUAGGGGACAGAGACCCAGAGAGAGGGAGACAGAGACCCACAGAGAAGGCUCCUUGGUGAAAUAGAGACCCAGAGGAAAGGGGACAGGGACCCAGAAAGAAGUACAGAGACCAAGAGUAGGGCAUGGAGAUCUAGAGGGGGAUGUUAGGCACCCAGAGAGAGGGGGAAGACACCAGAAAUGGAGACAAACCACAGAGCAUCUGAGAAAGCAAGCCCCUCCUCCCCCCACCCAAAAGGCAGAAAAAUGGGGUACUCCUGACCCUAAAGAGAUGCCCAGUUUCUGUUCUCAGAAUCAUAAGAAGUCGCCUAUCAUCUGGCAGCUCAGGAAGGCUGUCAGACAGCCUGGAGGUCUCUGUUUUCCAGGAUAGGAACCUGAGUCAGAAGGGCAGGAACUUCCCAAGGUCACACAGCACAGCAGGAUGCAGGGGCUUAUGGCUGGGUGCGGGACUCCACAUGCUCCCAUAGUGUUCAGGGACUUCCUGAGGUCAGUAGCCUCAUGGCCUAUAGAUGAGGAAACUAAGACUCAGAAGGGAUGCUGUUACCCAAGGUGGCAAAGCCAAACAUUUUCAAAAGUCAGAAUGUAGGGCAUUUAGAGGAGGAGGAGGAGGAGGAUGGUUACAAUCACUAACGCAUAUAGGGCUUCCUAUGUGCCAGGCAUCGUUCAAGGUACUUUACUCAUAUUAAUUUAUUAAAACCUAUCCAGUGGUUUACA
Molecule: messenger RNA, 4035 nt
Organism: Sciurus carolinensis (gray squirrel)
Lineage: Eukaryota; Metazoa; Chordata; Mammalia; Rodentia; Sciuridae
Gene: Kcna7
Product: potassium voltage-gated channel subfamily A member 7
Exons: 2
Coding region: 681-2051 (456 amino acids)
Biological process (GO): protein homooligomerization; potassium ion transmembrane transport
Cellular component (GO): membrane; voltage-gated potassium channel complex
Molecular function (GO): delayed rectifier potassium channel activity; protein binding
Source: RefSeq, a predicted model, not a curated record